AUGCCCUCUAUGACAGUCCAAACGGUCUCCGAUGCUUUAAUUGCUCGUUUACUGGGCGCUAGCGAGUUUGAUUCCGGUAAUAGCGUCGUCGAUUUGGCUUUAAAUCUGCAUUUUCGCAUAUAUUUCCAUCUGUUCAAUGGUACUUUGCAGACUGAAACAAUAAAGAUCCUGUUAACCCAUUGUGAUUCUCUCCAGACAACAUUGAAUUCCUCAAUUGCAUUCGUCAACACCCCAGACUGUUUCAAUUUACUCCAGAAAACGCUUUACAAUAUGCUGGCUGUAUUAUAUUUCCACUAUGGUUACGAUCACAUAGCUACGGUCCAAAAAAACUUGACUAAGUCUAAGAAGAUCAUAAUCGACAAUUACUCCUUUUUCAUCGACUUUCUCAAUUUAGAAAAUCUGUACUACACGAAGGUUAGCUCAAAGAGCCCCAUAACUUCAGAUGAUUUACUCUCCAUACUCGACUACAUCCCAAUCAAGUCUUACGGGUUGACUCAUUACUAUCUAGAAUUGAUAGCCUGUGCAAAUGGAACCCAAUUAAAACAGAAUGGCUCACCUCUCAUUUGUUAUGUCUCAAUCUUAGGUAACAAUAAGAACUUGCAAAAUUAUAAUGACGAAUUUGUGUCAAUAGGUAAGGAGAUCUUGCAAAAUUCUCAUUUCCCCAAAUCUACCGAAUCCACUGACUUUAAAUUAGAACAGUUUAAUUUUUUCUUACAAUACUAUUUACCCAAAAUCAAACAAUAUGAAAAUAUUUUACCAAAAUGGCAAGAUUUCAUUAUACAAUCCAUGAGUAAGAGUUUCCAAAAUAUCACAGUGGCUAAGACUGCCAUGAUCUUUUUCAAUUUAAUUGACAACAAAGUUGAAUCCAUACUAAAUUUCAAUAACUUUAUCAGAUAUAACGGUAAAUUAAAUCAAUUGAAUAAUGAAAGUGAUAAUGGGAAGCAACAACUUGAUCUCUAUGAUAUCGUCGCCUUAGUGGAUUCUUACCGUUUCAUUCUAAAUUCUACCACGUCCGCUGAUUCCAUAGGUAAUAUUUUUGAUUUCGAUGACAUAGUCAAAGAACUGCGUAAUAAGCUAUUCUUUCUUUAUGAACAUUUCAAAAUUUCAUUAAAUGAUAAAAAUUCAAUAAAAUUAACUUUUACAAAAAUCAGAUUACCAAAAUCAGUGUCAAAAAUUUUAUCUGAUUCAUGGGAAACUUUAUAUCAAAUCAAUAGUAAUGAUCUAAAACAAUUGAUUUCUAAUGAUUUAAUAUUUUAUCUUUCAAACGCAUUAUCAUUACAUUCAAACGAUUCUUUACUUUUUUAUUAUGCUUACACUUUGGCUCAGCAAAGGAAUAUUGACCAUUGCAUCAAAUUUUUAGAGACUAAAGUCCUUAUCAAAAAUCCCAACCAUUUCAAAGCUUGGCAUCUUCUUGCCCUCUGCCAUUCAAUCAAAGAAAAUAAGGAAUCUUCUUAUAAAAUUAUAAUAUCAAUCAUAGACACCAUAGAAAAUCACAGUAACGCAAUUAAUAAGCUCUCAUAUGAAACAAAAUGGAAUUUGAUAAAUUUUAAAAUUACUCAGAUAUAUCUUAUAAAGGAUAUAUUUGGAAAUUUCGAGGCAUUAGAUCAAUUGCCAGAUUUAUUCACAACGUUUAAUAGUUUAUUCGGCGAAACUAUCAAGAAAACAGAAACAAACAUUACUCAUUCAUUUAGCCAGUCUAAGGAAUAUCUUUUACAGAUGAUAUGGUUAUUGGCUGCUGAAUUAUACAUGAGUUCUUCAGAUUUGCCCAACGCAAAACAGGCCAUCGAGGAAUCCAUGAAACUGAAUAUGGAGAAUAAAAGCUUCAGGAAUCUCAAUUGCGAUAUUAUUAAAGCAAAAUAUUCAACUUUGAUAGGUGAUGCUAACGAGGCACAAGCUGGCUUUGAAUCCGUUUUAUAUCAUGAUAUUUUGAAUUUGGAUGCCUUAGUCGGAUUAUCGAAAUUGGUGUUCCCAGAUGAUGAUACCACUGCCAAUCACCUCAAACUAACGACUAUCGAAGAUGUCAAAAAGCUGCAGAUCAAAUUGACAUUUGUUGACAAAACUGACAAGGCUGCCGCCCAUGCAAGGAUGAAACUACUAUUGGAAAACUCUACACUGGAUUCCAUCGAUUGUUAUUUUUCACCCGAAAUAUGGUGGUACCUUUCAUUAAUAUACGAAAUUUCAUCAAAUAAAGAUUUCUAUGAAGAAGCUCUCUUAAAUUGUGUGAAAAAUUACGAAACUAACCCAAUUAGGUCCUUUAAAUUUUCAAAUUUCUAA
Molecule: messenger RNA, 2274 nt
Organism: Kazachstania africana CBS 2517
Lineage: Eukaryota; Fungi; Ascomycota; Saccharomycetes; Saccharomycetales; Saccharomycetaceae
Gene: YPP1
Product: Ypp1p
Exons: 1
Coding region: 1-2274 (757 amino acids)
Molecular function (GO): protein binding
Source: RefSeq, a predicted model, not a curated record